UUCCGCUUCCGGAGCCGGGCGCUACGGGCCGGGCCGGCCUCGGCGGCGGGGCGCCAGAUCCAUCAAGGACAUCCUACAAAAAUUGUGUGACACUGGACUUUUAUUUUCCUCAUUGAAGGUGAGCCAUGUCUUUCCAUUCCGGGCGAGGAUGUCCCCGUGGUCAGGGGGGACCAGGAGCAAGAACUUCAACACAGACCUACCGCCCUCAGAACCUACGUCAGCUUCACCCACAACAGCCCUCUGUACAAUACCAGUAUGACCAGCAAACUGCCCCUCCAACAACCUAUUCAAACCCUCCGACCACUGGUUACAUGCCCCCCAGGCCAGACUUUGUGCCCUAUCCUCCUCCAGUGCCACCUUCCACGCAAAAUCCCAUCAGCCAGUGUCCCAUGAGGCCACCAUUUCCAAACCACCAGAUGAGGCAGAGCUUCCCUGUCCCUCCAUGCUUCCCUCCUGCACCUCCACCCGUGCCAAAUCCUAGCAAUGCUCCCGUGCCAGGAACUCCUGCUGGGCAAAGCACCUUCCCUUACAUGAUGCCUCCUCCUGCAGUACCUCAUCCUCCCCCGCCACCAGUCAUACCACAGCAAGUCAACUACCAGCCUGUGUACUCCGCGGGCUACUCACAGCAGUCGUUCCCACCACCUAACUUCAAUAGCUAUCAGCACAACUCUGGCUCCUUUCAGAGCAGCGCUACCAACAGCGGUGGCGGCAGCAGCCAUUUUCGGCACACGGGUCAGUAUCAGGGAGAAAAGUCACAAAAUGAUCGACGGUCUCCAGAGAGGAGCAAGCACUACGACGAGCACCGACAUCGUGAACACGGGCACAUCCACGGUGACAGGCAUCGGUCCACUACCCAUGGGGAUCGUCGGGAUCGAGGCCGGAGUCCGGAUAGGAGGAGGCAGGAAAGCAGUCGGCACCGGACAGAUUACGACAGAGGAAGGCUAUCGCCUCAUCACAGAAGUUACGAGCGUAGCAGGGAGCGGGAGAGGGAGAGGCAUAGGCACCGUGACAGCAGAAGAUCACCGUCGCCAGACAGAUCCUACAAAAAAGAUUACAAGAGGGCAGGAAGUCGGUCUCCAAGCAGAGAGAGAAAGAGACCCCGAUGGGAGGAGGACAGAGAAAGGUGGUCUGAGAACCAGAGCUCCAGCAAAGAGAAAAACUAUACCGCUAUCAAAGACAAAGAAUCGGAGGAGAAUGCAUCUGAAAAAAAUGAAGAGGAAGAUGAGGAAUUACUUAAGCCAGUCUGGGUUCGCUGUACUCAUUCUGAAAGCUAUUAUUCCAAUGACCCAAUGGAUCAAGUGGGGGACUCUACUGUGGUAGGAACAAGCAAGCUCCGAGAUCUGUAUGAAAAGUUUGAUGAGGAGUUAGGAAAGCGACAGGCAAAGGCCAAAGCAGCCAGGCCCCCAUGGGAGCCACCAAAGACCAAGCUGGAUGAAGAUUUAGAGAGCUCCAGUGACUCGGACUGUGACUCUGAAGAUGACAGCAGCUGCUCUAGCAGUUCGGAUUCAGAAGUUUUUGACGUCAUUGCAGAAAUUAAGCGUAAAAAAGCACACCCUGAUCGUCUCCAUGAAGAACUGUGGUACAAUGAUCCAGGACAGAUGAAUGAUGGACCUUUGUGCAAGUGCAGUGCUAAAGCACGACGAACAGGAAUAAGACAUGGCAUUUAUCCUGGUGAAGAGCCCAUUAAACCAUGUCGCCCCAUGACCAACAAUGCUGGAAGACUAUACCACUAUCGAAUUACUGUGUCGCCUCCCACAAACUUCUUAACAGACAGACCUACUGUUAUUGAGUAUGACGACCAUGAAUAUAUCUUUGAAGGGUUCUCAAUGUUUGCACAUGCCCCACUAACAAACAUUCCUCUAUGUAAAGUAAUCAGAUUUAACAUUGACUAUACAAUUCAUUUUAUUGAGGAGAUGAUGCCUGAGAAUUUUUGUGUGAGAGGUCUUGAGCUGUUCUCUUCAUAUCUAUUCAAAGAUAUUUUGGAGCUCUAUGAUUGGAAUCUUAAAGGUCCUUCACUUGAAAAUGAUUCUAUUUGCUGUCCCAGAUUUCACUUCAUGCCUCGAUUUGUGAGAUUUCUUCCAGAUGGAGGAAAAGAAGUACUCUCAAUGCAUCAGAUUCUUCUCUACUUGUUACGAUGCAAUAAAGCUCUGGUGCCUGAAGAGGAGAUCGCCAACAUGCUUCAGUGGGAAGAACUGGAAUGGCAGAAAUAUGCAGAAGAAUGCAAAGGGAUGAUUGUUACCAGCCCUGGCAUGAAACCCAGCUCGGUUCGUAUCGAUCAACUGGACCGUGAACAGUUCAAUCCUGAUGUAAUUACUUUCCCCAUUAUUGUCCACUUUGGGAUACGACCUGCUCAACUCAGUUAUGCUGGAGAUCCUCAGUACCAAAAGCUGUGGAAGAGUUACGUGAAGCUGCGUCACCUGCUGGCUAAUAGUCCCAAAGUCAAACAGGCUGAUAAACAGAAAUUAUCACAAAGAGAGGAAGCACUGCAGAAAAUUCGUCAGAAGAACACAAUGAGACGCGAAGUGACUGUUGAGUUGAGUAGCCAGGGAUUCUGGAAAACAGGGAUACGCUCUGACGUCUGCCAGCAUGCAAUGAUGCUUCCUGUCCUCACCCACCACGUCCGCUACCAUCAGUGUUUGAUGCAUUUGGACAAACUGAUAGGCUACACUUUUCGAGAUAGGUGCUUGCUGCAGCUUGCCAUGACUCAUCCAAGCCAUCACUUAAACUUUGGAAUGAACCCGGAUCAUGCUAGAAAUUCCUUAUCCAACUGUGGGAUUCGACAGCCAAAGUACGGAGAUAGAAAAGUUCACCAUAUGCACAUGAGAAAAAAAGGGAUAAACACCCUGAUAAAUAUUAUGUCCCGUUUGGGACAGGAUGAUCCAGCUCCUUCCAGGAUUAACCACAACGAGCGUUUAGAAUUUCUGGGAGAUGCUGUGGUGGAGUUCUUAACGAGUGUCCACUUGUACUACCUGUUUCCCACUCUGGAGGAAGGAGGAUUAGCUACGUACCGCACUGCCAUCGUACAGAACCAACACCUGGCCAUGUUGGCUAAGAAGCUGGAACUAGAUCGAUUUAUGCUUUAUGCUCAUGGUCCGGACCUUUGCAGGGAAUCAGAUCUCCGCCAUGCCAUGGCCAACUGCUUUGAAGCUCUAAUAGGAGCCGUUUAUCUAGAGGGGAGUCUAGAAGAAGCAAAACAAUUAUUUGGACGUUUACUCUUCAAUGACAAGGACCUGCGGGAUGUAUGGCUUAAUUAUCCACUACACCCACUCCAACUGCAGGAGUCCAAUACUGACAGGCAACUCAUUGAGACCUCUCCAGUUCUUCAAAAGCUUACAGAGUUUGAGGAGGCAAUUGGAGUCAUCUUUACCCACGUUCGGCUUCUAGCACGUGCGUUCACUCUGAGGACAGUAGGCUUUAACCAUCUGACUCUAGGCCACAACCAGAGGAUGGAAUUCCUGGGUGACUCCAUAAUGCAGUUGGUAGCCACAGAGUAUUUAUUCAUACAUUUCCCUGAUCAUCAUGAAGGGCACUUAACGCUGUUGAGAAGUUCUUUGGUGAACAACAGGACACAGGCCAAGGUGGCAGAAGAGCUGGGUAUGCAAGAAUUUGCCAUCACUAAUGACAAGACAAAAAGACCUGUAGCUCUUCGGACAAAGACUUUGGCUGAUCUCUUGGAAUCCUUUAUUGCUGCCCUGUACAUUGAUAAAGAUUUGGAAUACGUUCACACUUUCAUGAACGUAUGCUUUUUUCCACGGUUAAAGGAGUUUAUUUUAAAUCAAGAUUGGAAUGAUCCUAAAUCUCAGCUUCAACAGUGCUGCUUGACUCUCAGGACAGAAGGAAAAGAGCCAGACAUUCCUCUUUACAAGACUUUACAGACAGUGGGACCAUCUCAUGCCAGGACUUACACAGUAGCUGUUUACUUCAAAGGGGAAAGAAUAGGAUGCGGUAAAGGCCCAAGUAUUCAGCAAGCGGAAAUGGGAGCUGCAAUGGACGCACUUGAAAAAUAUAACUUUCCCCAGAUGGCCCAUCAGAAACGCUUCAUUGAACGGAAGUACAGACAAGAGUUGAAAGAAAUGAGGUGGGAAAGAGAGCAUCAAGAGAAAGAACCAGAUGAGACUGAAGAAGCAAGGAAAUAAAAGAAGGGCACAGAAGCAGUGGCAUAUUUACUUACUUAAUAACUCUGACUGCGGCCUAUGGAGACCUAACCUAGUUUCUUGCAGAUGAUGAAUGAAGAGUGCCUGUUGAUAUCAAAUAGAAAAGCAUAAUCUCUUCUUUAAAAAGUGUCUGUAUAUAUAGCAUUUCUUUAGUUUGGUUUUAAGUGUGAAGUUUGUUUGGCUUUUUAAUAAGACUUGUUUUUAAAUCCUUUUAAUUUUUAUGAAAAGUUGUGGGAUUAUUUUUAUUAUUUUUACUGUCUUGUAUGAAGUAAUAAAGUAUGAAUUUCAAAAGCCUGUAGGAGGAAAAGCUGUUUAACAGUUGUCUUCUAUGUCCAAAUGCUGUUUUGUGAGUGACCAGCAAGGUUAUUGCACGAGCGCCGCUGUGGCGGAGGAAAGUAUUAUGAGAAAGAUGUGUCCAGAUCGUGUAUUAUGAGAAAGAUAUAUGUCCAGAAGAUACCAGUGUGACCAUAAUACUUCAAAUGGUGUAUUAGAAACUCCAUACAGGUGCUGUUCCAGACAGGUUCAUUGAAAACUGGUUGUAUCCAAUGGAGGGCCAAAUUGAUCCUCAAGGUGUAGUUCAAAGCUGGCAUACAGUUGUAAGUAACCCAGUUUCCUUCAUUUUUGGUGUCUGGCUUUUAUUAGACAGACAGAUGUUUCUUCUAUAAAAGCUCUGAAUGGUACCAAAAGUGGAACAUCCUCUGUGCCUGUUGGUGGUUUUUACCACAGACUACGAACUUCAUUGUAGAUGUUGGUGCGUCGUUUGUACUUUUAAUUUGCCUGCUUCGAGCCAUUCAUUUUCGUUAUGCUGACCUCUGAGUUAAAACAGUCCCUCAGUAUUCAUUUCUCUGUCUGUCUUUUCUGAUAAGUGAAACAGGUAGAACUCUUAUUUGCCUUAACUCUGCAUUUUCUUCCUGCUUCAGAUCCUUUUUGGCAAGUUAUUUAUGCGUCUUUUCUGAUGUAAGUAACACAGAGGUAUGUGGUAAGAUACCAAGCAGUUUUGUGAGCGUGGAUGCACGAGUCUGGCCCAAAGAAUUCAUAGGGACUCCUGAAAGAAAACCCUUGCCCAUUGGCCACACUACAGUGAGCAACUAAUUCAGCGGUUGUCUGAAGCACCUUUCUGUCGGUGUGCAGUGGGCAUCCAUGAAAGCGCUUUAUUGCAGGUGCCAAAGUAAACACAAGUGUAGCCAAAAAGUUCAGACUACCCAAAUGUCUUCCUAGAGUUUCGCUUCUGAGCUUAUCAGUAUGUGUAUUUUCAUAAGCAGAUUUUUGUACACAUGCAAUGUGAGAUGCACUUACAUGUGGUGGUUUUUGGUUUUUUUUUUUUUAAAUUUGACCCCACAGCACUACCUCACUUUCUCCAGCUUCUAUGAUUGCCUUUUCUUAAUGGAUUGAUGCUUUAAAUCCAUUUCAGGGGAUGAGAAAGAAAAAAUAAAAAAAAGCCCAAACAUAUUCUGUAAUUUAGAGACUGAUAAUAAACCAUUAAAACAUAAAGGAGGGGAUAAAAACGACACGAUAAAGGCAAGGAGCUGCUCUCUGGUGGAUGCUGCUGUUCUCUGACUUUUGAGACGUGAUUGUAACUCCUUAUAGCUUCAGUCUGUAAAUAGAAAGCUGAGGUGCCUCUGAACAGCAGCAGGCUUGAAAAGCAAGCAACAACAACUCCCCUACCCCCCAGGUCUUUUGUAUUUCAGUCUUUUGUAGAAUUGCCCAUCUGCUUCUAGCAGUAAGUUGAAAUGCUGCGUUGUAGAGGGUUAAGGGUAAUUGUGUACACGAUUAUUUUAUUUUUCCUUAGUAACUGGGACCAGAUUGACGUGUUUAACAAGUAGAACGUGCAGUGACUUCAUUUUCAGGUGUACGGUUGCUUUGCAAAUUUCUUUCAUCGUAUCUGAUAUCACCAGCGUACUCCAGUGGAAUUGUUAGCUCGUCGUUUAACAUGACUUUCAUUCUUUGUACACAUCAUUUCACUUUUCAUCUCUAAGACGACUGUGAGCUUCUUCAUAAACAUUUGCAUAAAAAUAGAUUGAAUUUAUCAGAUAUGCUGUCGGGGGGGAGGAACCCAGAACUGUUCUUUUUUCUUCUCUGACCCAGAAAUUGCUUGAAAACAAACUUUAACACGAUUUCUGCAUUCCGUUCCUACAGUUAACAAAUUUUAGGUCUUUCUCAAUAAAAUGUAGAUGGUAACCAUUUUUUCAUGAGUGGGCUGUUUUCCCUUUUUUCACUGUAUAAGCACGGGCUAGGAAGACUGCCUGAGGAAAUUCUGUUUUUCUUGUCUUGAGGGCAGAAAACAAGGUAAAUAAAUUCAUGUUUCCUUUGUCUGUGUCAAAAACGCGGUGUCUUUUUGUGUGCGUGCUGUCUAAAAACAGCGGCUGUGAAUGUUUCUGAUAAUUUAAGGAGAUGCGUAGACUGUGUAAUGUGAGCACAGUCUUUUGUAACACACACUAAGGAGGGAAAGUUGUUUCUUUAAGUUGCGUUAAAUUUGAGAAAAAUUAUUACUGAGCUCAUGUUACUCAGUGGAACAGCUGUAGCCUGUAACUAGGCAACUUUGGCUGCUUUUUUUGGAAAUGUGAAGGAGUCUCUUGCUUAUUGGUAAAGUAAUGUCCUUUUUUGAUUGCUCCAGAGCUUGAUCUGUUCUGAUCUAGAGGUUCUCAUGCGAGAUCUCUUGACAUGAUUUGAGUACAAGUAGAUGAACAAAGAACAAGACUGAGAUCUGCGUGGAUCCAGCAGAUCCCAUGAAAGCACAUCUUUCUUUUAUUUUUUUCUUUUUUAAAGUGCGUAUGUACAGAGCAUUGAAUAGAACUGUAGCUCAUUUGAUUAGGAAUUUUAAUUGAAUUUACAUAAAAUUCAUCAUUGUUAUUUGCCAAGCCUAAGUUUGCUUUGUAAGGUUUCAGUUCCUAUGGGAUUAGUUGACAGCGCUACUAAGAGAGCCUUGGUCGCUAA
Molecule: messenger RNA, 7088 nt
Organism: Chroicocephalus ridibundus (black-headed gull)
Lineage: Eukaryota; Metazoa; Chordata; Aves; Charadriiformes; Laridae
Gene: DROSHA
Product: drosha ribonuclease III
Exons: 32
Coding region: 126-4136 (1336 amino acids)
Biological process (GO): pre-miRNA processing; primary miRNA processing; rRNA processing
Cellular component (GO): nucleus; microprocessor complex
Molecular function (GO): RNA binding; ribonuclease III activity
Source: RefSeq, a predicted model, not a curated record